AUGAUCGCACCGUCAAGUCUGGUGCGUUCCAGCCUGUGUUCACGGCUCGAUACAGAGAGCGUCAAAGAGGCGUAUGCCACAUUAGCUAGUGCACAUAAUUAUCAUCAUAAUUAUGCACAGACUUCACAUACCGAGCAUCAGUGCAUGUUGCUGCAGUAUGCUUGCGAAUAUGUUUCAGGUGGUAAGGGCGGGGAAUCAAAGAGGACGCGACAGACAUACAGCAGAAAUCAGACUUUGGAACUCGAAAAGGAAUUCCACUACAACAAAUAUCUGACACGAAAAAGGCGACAGGAAAUCUCGGAAAGUCUGCAGUUAUCCGAACGGCAGGUGCGCUUUGCUCAUUUUUGUUUCCAGCAAGUCCUGUUGUGA
This is a messenger RNA of Gongylonema pulchrum, 369 nucleotides long. The record is from the annotation of a GenBank genome assembly. NCBI's taxonomy places the organism in Eukaryota, Metazoa, Nematoda, Chromadorea, Rhabditida, Gongylonematidae.